UUUGAGAGUGUGUGGAUGUAUUAGGGAAAGGAACGUUUGCGUGGGUAUUUGGGCUAUUUCAAGAAAAUUUUGUAAAUUAUUUGAACAAAUAUAUUUGUUUUACAACGCACUUUAUACAACCGAAAAGAUCUUCACGAUGGUUGCAACAAGCACACUCAACAGAAACUCGGAAUGCCUCUCUGAAUUCGCUGAUCAGGGAUAUGACCGGGCUUGUAUCGAUUAUGAAAUGGAGUUUUGGGAGAGAUGUUUGGCUGCACCCUACCUGGGUGCAGAAGUGUGCGAGGAACAUGCAUGUCAACAGCUUGCCCGGCUGCUGGAGGGCUGUCUGGCAAGGGCCAAGGCUAGCAAGCUGCAAUGUGCCCAUGUGCUUGUUCCAGAGACUCUCACCCGGCGGGUGGCCCGGGAUGUGCUCCGACUGGCUGCGGAGGAACCUUGUGGGUUAAGGGGCUGUGUGCUGGACGUACGUCUGGAGCUGGAGGAGCAGCAGCGGCGCUGCGAGAGACUUGAGCGCCUUGCUUGCGACGCAAGUGUGGUGCCAACCUUUGAAUUGACUCUGGUUUUUAAACAGGAUGGUGGUGGUUGGCCAAGCCUGCGUGAGUUUUUACGUAUAGGUACGUGUUUUCCACCUGGUACACGGCGGGCACUUAAACUGCGCCCUGGGUUUCGGCUGAUUAAGAAGAAACUGUACUCCUCGGCUGCUGGAACUGUAAUCGAGGAGUGCUGAAAAGGAUAUUUUGGAGAGGGCGGGAGGUGUUUAAGGGUACAAUGCACUGAUAACUUUAGUACAAUGAAUGUAAGCGUCUGCUGAGGUGCAGCUCAUGUUUUGUAGGCUUUUUUUUUACUAUUGAUAUUAGGGCUGUUUUGGUUUUGGGGGUGAUAUUGGAACAAAAUGGAGCGUUUUGUAAUAAUUGGUGUACUGUAGUUUUUGGAAGUAUUAGAGCAAGUGUUGUUCAUGUUGUGGCCUUGACUUUGUGCCAGCCUCAUCCAAAAAGAACACAAUUUUACGCUCGAGAGAAGGGUACACAAUGCGUUUUGUUUUUCCCUAUAAUUUUAUUUCACGUGUAAAUCCCUAAAUAAGAAGCGUUUUCAAAAUCCCCAGUUAACAUUGGCUGUUCAUGCUGUCGAAGAAGGCUUCACUUUAAAGGGGGCCAUAUUUCUGAAUAUAUUGUGCUUUAAAUGUCUGUCACCAUGUUUGUUUUUUUGGUUGUUGCACAAUUGUUUAUCUAGUGUUUGUCCUUUUGUGCUUGAGCUUUAUUUUAUCCUUGUUACUGAAUAAACUUGUAUAUUUUUGCCUGCUGUGCUUUUACGGCAGCUGAACAUUUUUCUUUACAAAAGUUCCUGUUGCAGGAAGUUGAAAAGCCUUGUCUAUUUGAAAAAUAAACUAUAUUUUCAAACAUCUUUGCAUAC
Triplophysa rosa is the source of this 1407-nucleotide messenger RNA. Its product is annotated as DNA damage-inducible transcript 4-like protein. Bases 137 to 724 code for a protein of 195 amino acids. Gene Ontology annotation, cellular component: cytoplasm. Gene Ontology annotation, biological process: negative regulation of signal transduction. The transcript is spliced from 3 exons. NCBI's taxonomy places the organism in Eukaryota, Metazoa, Chordata, Actinopteri, Cypriniformes, Nemacheilidae. The record is from RefSeq and is a predicted model, not a curated record.